AUGAAGAUUGUCGUUCACCAGGAGCACCAGUCCAGAAGCAUCCGAGAUGUCCUGAGUGCGAUUAAAGUUCUCGUCGCUGAAGGCACACAAUUGUCGCGUCAAAGCGGGGACGCACGGCACACCGCACUCUUGGACAAACUCGCAGAGGCCCUCGGAAUGGAGGAUGCCUGGCCCACCAUCACGCACAACGACGCAGUUGGAUGGACGCCGUCAUACCAUGGUCCACCCACUCCGAAGACCCCCACGAAUAACCCGCCUGUCGCCCGCAACUCUUCCCGAGGCAGCAGGAUCGUCCGCCCCGGCAGCACGACAGCGAUUGCCACUCAGCUCUCAGGUCAACCAACAACAGGUUCACCUUCUACCAAGAAUUACACUACCGUGUUUUUCACCCCAGAGCGGCCUCUCACCAAAGGACGUCAUCCUCGCGACCCAGAGACGUUCUGCAGUGACAGCGAGGGGAAGACCUUUAGGAUGUCGCGGGUUUUGACUGACGACGAACGUCUGGCGAUUUGUCAAGGACGGUGCCGUCAAAUGCAAAAGAAAGUCAAGGAAGGAUGGUUCGCCCUUGUGAUCUUGCCGCCGAACCAGGAGGCGGUUAACGGAAAUGGCGAGCUUGAGGAUGAAGGAGCUGCCGCUAGCUCGAAAGACAAUUGCCGUGACUCGGCUGGUACCGCGUCCACAACGUCCGCUAUCCCUUCUUCUCUGCCUUCGUCCACAGCACUGUCGUCUCCUGGCUCGAUGCCCCCACCUCUCUUCCCUGCGUCCGCUCUUCGCUUGAGCCCUCGGAAGAAGCCCACCUCCUUACCCCCCGCCACCAACAAGGCCCCAAAUUCCGUAGCUCAGCAGUCUCCUCGCAUGCCGGUGCCCGAUAGGUGCCUGUCCGUCAGCCCGGAACCUCGAUCUCCCAUACACAGCAACAGAUCCUUCACAGCGCCGGACGCAUCAACGAAGGAGGCUGCUACCUCCACCACCGCAGUUGGAACGGAGCUUCAGGUCGUCAAACCCCUCAAGCGGAGUCGUGACGAGGAUGAAGAAUAUGAGCCAGCAGGUAGCUCAACUGUGGCGUCCGACACCAAGAAGCGACGUGUGGGCGCUGCUGUCGACGUCAUCAGUCCUGCAGCACCCGAAGUACAGCAGCAUACAGCACUCGUCCGUUGCAUGGCAGGAGGAAGUGCUCCUUGUCGUUGUCCGAUCUGCGACAAGACAGCGUCAUUCAAGUUUACCUUCACCUGCGCUCCUCCCAAGUCACCAGCCAGUCCCAUGUUCACCUUCGGACAGUCUUCAAACAUCCCAGUUACUCGUCCCUCUUCGCCACCGAUGCUGACUUCACCCAUUACUGCUUCUGGGCUUGCGCCUCCGACCCAAGUGCAGAAGAUGCUCGUGGUCUCGCCAUCAUCUAACCCGUUGAAGCGCGCUCGCAAUCCGGAGGAUCACACACACGACAUGUCCAACGAGUCAGCCCGUCCUGCGACAAGGCAACGCGCGAUGAGCUCCGACGACGUGCCCGACUCGUCGUUGUACUUCUCGCCUUCUGAUCCUGCUCGAAGUCGAUCUGCGCCACCUGUGAAUUAUGUGGUGGGUGCAGCGAGAGCGGUAGCGGUAGCUGAGCAUGGGAUGGUGUUUGGAAACCGCCUGAAAGGGGCGAAGAAUUUGUGA
Messenger RNA from Cyclocybe aegerita, 1656 nucleotides. Lineage: Eukaryota; Fungi; Basidiomycota; Agaricomycetes; Agaricales; Hemipholiotaceae. The record is from the annotation of a GenBank genome assembly.